UCUGAGCAUGGGGAACCACCAUUUUCAUUAGACUUGGGGUAAAGCCUGGGCUUGGGGAAUGUUCUUCCUCGACUGGUGGAGCAGUAGGACAGUCUCUAAAGCUGUUUUUGGGGCAGCGCUGAGACAGCUGGGCGUAGAGCUCCCGGGAAGGCAUAGCAGCCGGCGGGAGCGCCCCUCGGACUGGGGUUCAGCGGGGCGACUGGAAGAGGCGUGGAAGCUGGACUGCAGCCGCCAACCUGAGCCAUGGAGCACCGCGCCCUUCUGCUCCUGCUCCUCGCUUUCCUGACGCCCGGGGCCCCCAUCCCCGUACCGCCGGCCCUGAAGGCCCUCAGCAACCUGCACUUGUCAACCAGAUUAACAUCCCGCCCCGCUAUAGACAUAAAGUACUCGAUUCACUACAUCCAACAAAAGGUUGAUCAUUUUGGAUUUAAUACUGAUAAAACUUUUAAGCAGCGGUACCUAAUAGCUGAUAAACACUGGAAGAAAGAUGGUGGGUCAAUACUUUUCUACACUGGUAAUGAAGGGGACAUUACCUGGUUUUGCAAUAAUACGGGGUUCAUGUGGGAUAUGGCUGAGGAACUGAAAGCUAUGUUGGUGUUUGCUGAACAUCGAUACUAUGGAGAGUCCCUACCCUUUGGUGCCAACUCAUUCAAGGAUUCCACACACUUGAAUUUUCUGACAUCAGAACAAGCUCUGGCCGAUUUUGCAAAGUUAAUCAAACACUUGAAAAGAACAGUCCCAGGAGCUAAAAAUCAACCUGUCAUUGCCCUAGGGGGCUCUUACGGUGGCAUGCUUGCAGCCUGGUUCAGGAUGAAAUAUCCUCAUAUGGUGGUUGGAGCUCUUGCAUCCUCUGCCCCCAUCUGGCAGUUUGAGGAUUUGGUACCUUGUGGUGUAUUUAUGGAGAUUGUAACUGCAGAUUUUAGGAAAAGUGGCCCAAAUUGUUCAGAGAGCAUCCGCAGGUCCUGGGAUGCCAUUAGACGACUCACAAGUACGGGCCCUGGCUUGCAUUGGCUUUCUGAAGCCCUUCGCUUAUGCAGCCCAUUAACAAAUUCUCAGGAUGUCGAGCACUUGAAAGACUGGAUCACUGAAACCUGGGUAAAUCUGGCAAUGGUGGACUACCCUUACGAGUCUAACUUUUUACAGCCUUUGCCUGCUUGGCCGAUCAAGGUAGUAUGCCAGUAUUUGAAAAAUCCCAAUGUAUCUGAUCCACAGUUGCUGGAGAAUAUUUUCCAAGCUCUGAAUGUGUAUUACAAUUAUUCAGGCCAGGUGAAAUGCCUGAAUAUGUCAGAGACAGCAACUAGAAGUCUGGGAUCCCUGGGUUGGAGCUAUCAGGCUUGCACAGAAAUGGUCAUGCCCUUUUGUACUAAUGGUAUUGAUGACAUGUUUGAACCUCACUCAUGGAACUUGAAGGAAUUUUCUGAUGACUGUUUUAAACAGUGGGGUGUGAGACCAAGACCUUCCUGGAUCACUACUAUGUAUGGAGGCAAAAACAUCAGUUCACACACCAACAUCAUUUUCAGCAAUGGUGACCUAGACCCCUGGUCAGGAGGUGGAGUAACUGAGAACGUCACAGACACCUUGGUUGCGAUUACCAUCCCAGAGGGGGCCCAUCAUCUAGAUCUCCGAGCCAACAAUGCCUUUGAUCCCACGUCUGUGCUGUUAGCCCGCUCCCUGGAAGUUAGAUACAUGAAGCAGUGGAUCAAAAAUUUCUACGCCAGCCUGAGAAAGAAGCACUGAGCAACUUUUGAUCAUUUUCAGUUUGUUUUAUGUUGAUUUCACUCACAUUCCCAUUCACUUUGGUUUUCUACAUGUAAUUACUUUCCUUUGUUUAUCAGUAGAUGUGGCGAGGUGAAGGUUGAGAUAGAAAAGAGGGUGAUGGUGGCAACAGCAGCCAUCCCACACCCUAGGUCCUCGCCAUCUUUGUGCCACCUCCAGGAAGAAUCUCUUCAUGACAGCUUUCCCACAGCAUUAGUGGCCCUCACAACUGGAGCAGAGUUCCCAACUGCCUUUCACAAGAGGGAGAGUCACUUCUUUUGUUUCUCUGAAAGCAGGAUUUCUCUUCAUUUUGAGGUUGAAGUUUCUUUGGCCCAUUUGUCACUCUCCACCCCUGUCCUCCCAAAAGGAAAAGCUGAACAUAGAUAAAAAUGAUGUAAUUGCAGCUGGUAGGAAGGAUGUCCAAUGCCAGUCCAGGAAAUGGAAGCCAUUUCUUUUGUACUUGAUUUAAUUGCUUUGAACUAUGCUGUAAAUAAAGAAUAAGGCUGGACCUUAUACCUGUGUGUUGCUUCUGAAGCUCACUCCAGCUGUUGAGAAUGCUGUGUGCACUGGGCCUGGCUGUUUUUGGAAAGUCCUUUAAUUUUCUCUCUUCUACUUGGCAGCUUUUCUUAGUUCUGGGAUAUUUGCCACUGUGGUACUGCCAGUAAGAAAUCUGGCCUUUUUCUGCUCCAUUUCUCUUUGUUUCUGAGGUCAGUUUUGUGGUAAUUUGGUUUCACUUUACCAGUUUAGGAAAAUGACUCUGUUUUGCUUUUCCUUUUACAUCAGAGCAAGUUUUUAUAUGCUAUAGUCACUGAUAAUACUUCAGUAAGAAGCCUUGAAAAACUGAUGAAUCUCCUAUUCAGAAGGUAGAAUGCAGUUAUGUUUGGCAUUUUGUUUUUUAAAUUUUAUUUUCUGGUGGUUGCUGCUGCUGUCAUUAAAGCCAGAAGUGUCAGGACACUAAGAGGCAGGUGCACGAGAACUUUUCUGUAUGGCUUCCAAAAGACAAGCUGACUAAUUCAUGCAGGCAGCAUAUUUGACAUUAAUAAAUGGCCGAGCUGUUCCUAUUUCCAAGGGGUUGGCUUCUUUCAAGCAGUUCUUACACUGAGACUUUUCUUCAGAAGAGCUUUUCUAGGAUAACAAAUAGAGUUGGAUCAAAACCUUUCAGGCGCACAGAGAGAGACUAACAGUUUCUACUCUGUUGAAAGAUUUCUUCUCCCUUGUUUCUUUUUAUUUUCUCUCAAUAAAUUUUUUUUCAUCACCCA
Equus caballus (horse) is the source of this 3014-nucleotide messenger RNA. RefSeq names its product prolylcarboxypeptidase (gene PRCP). Gene Ontology annotation, molecular function: dipeptidyl-peptidase activity; serine-type exopeptidase activity. Gene Ontology annotation, biological process: regulation of blood vessel endothelial cell migration; negative regulation of systemic arterial blood pressure; proteolysis. Lineage: Eukaryota; Metazoa; Chordata; Mammalia; Perissodactyla; Equidae. The record is from RefSeq and is a predicted model, not a curated record.